GUGUCAUGUAUUAUUAAUAAACCCCACACCUCUUCUCCAUUUACAUAUCUCCCCCACUCUUCUCCCUCUUUAUAAACCCUCUUUCCCCAUCUCUCCUCCUCCCCCCGCCCCUCUCUCCUUCCUCGAUCUUUCUAGAGCAAAAUAUCAAAUACACACACACACACAUAUAUAUAUAGAGAGAGAGAGAGAGAGAGAGAGAGAGAGAGAGAGAGAGAGAGAAAGGUGAUCGAUCGAUCGAUCGAUCGAUCUCACCUGUGAAGCUCCAUGGAGUACUCGUUCUCCACCUCGUCGUCGUCGGGAUUGUUGGCUGCGGCGGCGGAUAUCGAGGCGGGGUUCGUGAACCCCUUCGCGCUCUACCCCCCGCGGCCGCAUAAAGCGAAGGGGGCGGCGGCGAUCUAUGCGGGGCGGGCGCGGGCGCAGGCGCGGUUCUUCUGCGAGAGUUUGGAGGAGGAGGAGCGGGGCCACUUCCUCGACGCUUGCUUCCUCUGCAAGAAACCCCUCGCCGGCCACCUCGACAUCUUCAUGUACAGAGGGGAUUUGCCGUUCUGCAGCGAGGAGUGCCGGCAGCAGCAGAUUGAGGCGGACGAGGCGAAGGAGACGAACAGAAAGCUCUCCGUGACGGCUUCUUCGCGAAGAGAAUUCGAAGAGCAGAAGAUCACCCUCGUCGCUGGAUGAUCAACCCCGGCCCCUAAUUACUACUACUACUACUACUACUAUCAGCUACAAUAAAAGUUGUUGCAGCAGUAGUAGUAAUAAUAAUAAUAAUAAUAAUAGCAGCAGCAGUAGUAAUUAGUCCAUAUAAUAAUAUACGGCAAGAAGUGGCGUGAAAGAGAGAACCCUAUUAAGUUUCUUUUCUUUUUUUUUCUCCCCACUUUUUGGGCUUUUUUUUUUUUUUUACUUCUUCUUUUCCGUUUUCUAAGUUGUAUAGAAGAAGCAAAACGAGCUUGUUAUGAAUCCCAAUCGAGCUGUGUGGCCUGUGGGAGAGAUGCAUUUUUUUUGGAUCAGUUCUGUAUAUUUACGAUAAUGCCGAAGCGCUAAAAAAAGAAAGAAAAAAAAGAAGAAGCCAAAAGAUGCACGAGCGCUUGCUUUUUGUUUUGACCGUUUUAAA
Messenger RNA from Ananas comosus (pineapple), 1108 nucleotides. RefSeq lists its product as uncharacterized. Bases 265 to 675 code for a protein of 136 amino acids. NCBI's taxonomy places the organism in Eukaryota, Viridiplantae, Streptophyta, Magnoliopsida, Poales, Bromeliaceae. The record is from RefSeq and is a predicted model, not a curated record. The transcript is spliced from 2 exons.